Diceros bicornis minor is the source of this 2832-nucleotide messenger RNA. It is a transcript of the gene TXNRD3, whose product is annotated as thioredoxin reductase 3. The coding region runs from base 306 to 2357 and encodes 683 amino acids. Gene Ontology annotation, cellular component: cytosol; mitochondrion. NCBI's taxonomy places the organism in Eukaryota, Metazoa, Chordata, Mammalia, Perissodactyla, Rhinocerotidae. Gene Ontology annotation, molecular function: glutathione-disulfide reductase (NADPH) activity; flavin adenine dinucleotide binding; thioredoxin-disulfide reductase (NADPH) activity. Gene Ontology annotation, biological process: cell redox homeostasis; glutathione metabolic process; cellular response to oxidative stress. The record is from RefSeq and is a predicted model, not a curated record. The transcript is spliced from 17 exons.
GGGGCGGCGUUCGUGGUUCCUCGUCCCACCUCCGUGCCCGCGCCGCUGCCCGCCUCCGCGUCCCUGAGCAGCCCGGCCCGGCCGGGGGCGACGCCGAGGCCCUGGCGGAGCCGCCGCCCCCGCCGCGGGGGCAGACGUCGCCAGGCCCGGUGAACCGCCGCCCGGGCGGCGUCCGCGGCGGGCCCGUGUCGUCGCCGCCGGGGCGCCGGGCCCGCCUGUCGUCCCCCGGGGCCGGCCGCUCGUCCGCCGAGGCCCGCGAGGAGCUGCGGCGCCGCCUCCUGGGCCUGAUCGAGGGCAGCCGAGUGAUGAUCUUCAGCAAGAGCUACUGUCCGCACAGCGCGCGGAGUUUAUUUAUCCAUGUGUUACUGCACAGACACUUCUCUGCUCAGCAGGUUAAAGAACUGUUUUCUUCCUUGGGAGUUGAAUGCAAUAUCUUGGAACUUGAUCAAAUUGAUGAUGGGGCCAGUGUUCAAGAAGUGCUGUCAGAGAUCACCAGUCAGAGAACUGUGCCCAAUAUUUUCGUGAAUAAAGUGCAUAUGGGUGGAUGUGACCGAACUUUCCAGGCACAUCAGAGUGGUUUAUUACAGAAGCUCCUUCAGGGAGAUUCAGCAUAUGACUAUGACCUCAUUGUCAUUGGUGGUGGUUCUGGUGGCCUUGCGUGUGCUCAGGAAGCUGCCAUUUUGGGAAAGAAAGUUAUGGUGCUAGACUUUGUGGUCCCGUCCCCUCAGGGCACGUCCUGGGGUCUUGGUGGUACUUGUGUAAAUGUAGGCUGUAUUCCUAAGAAAUUGAUGCAUCAGGCUGCCCUUUUGGGGCAGGCAUUAGUUGACUCAAGGAAAUUUGGCUGGGAGUAUAAUCAACAAGUGAAGCACAACUGGGAGACCAUGACAGAAGCGAUUCAAAACCACAUUGGAUCUCUAAAUUGGGGCUACAGGUUGUCUUUGAGGGAGAAGGCUGUGGCCUAUGUCAAUUCCUAUGGAGAAUUUGUCGAACAUCAUAAAAUAAAGGCAACCAAUAGAAAAGGACAGGAAACCUGUUAUACUGCUGCAAAAUUUGUCAUAGCAACAGGUGAGAGGCCACGGUAUUUAGGAAUCCAAGGAGAUAAAGAAUACUGCAUUACUAGUGAUGACCUUUUUUCUCUGCCUUAUUGCCCUGGCAAAACCUUAGUAGUGGGUGCAUCUUACGUUGCUCUGGAAUGUGCAGGAUUUCUUGCUGGCGUUGGCUUAGAUGUCACAGUUAUGGUGCGCUCAAUCCUUCUUCGUGGCUUUGAUCAAGAAAUGGCAGAGAAAGUGGGUUCCUACAUGGAACAACAUGGUGUUAAGUUCUUAAGAAAAUUUGUGCCUGUGAUGGUUCAACAGUUGGAGAAAGGUUCGCCUGGAAAGCUGAAAGUAGUGGCUAAAUCCACUGAAGGACCAGAAACUAUUGAAGGAGUAUAUAACACAGUUUUGUUAGCAAUUGGUCGUGACUCCUGUACAAAGAAAAUAGGCUUGGAGAAGAUCGGUGUCAAAAUCAAUGAGAAGAGUGGCAAAGUACCAGUAAAUGAUGUGGAGCAGACCAAUGUGCCCUAUGUUUACGCGAUUGGGGACGUUCUGGAGGGGAAACUUGAGCUCACUCCUGUCGCCAUACAGGCGGGCAAGCUGCUGGCUCGAAGACUUUUUGGGGGCCGUUUAGAAAAGUGUGAUUAUAUUAAUGUUCCAACUACAGUGUUUACUCCUUUGGAAUAUGGCUGCUGUGGAUUAUCUGAAGAGAAAGCUAUUGAAGUGUAUAAAAAGGAGAAUCUAGAAGUGUAUCAUACUUUGUUCUGGCCUCUUGAAUGGACAGUCGCCGGCAGAGACAACAAUACUUGUUACGCAAAGAUAAUUUGCAAUAAAUUCGACAAUGAUCGGGUGAUAGGAUUUCAUAUUCUUGGACCGAAUGCCGGUGAGGUUACCCAAGGAUUUGCAGCUGCAAUGAAAUGUGGGCUUACAAAGCAGCUGCUCGAUGACACCAUUGGAAUUCACCCCACGUGUGGUGUUCACAACGUUGGAAAUCACAAAGUCCUCGGGACUGGACAUCACGCAGGAAGGCUGCUGAGGCUAGUCCCGCUGCUGCUUGCUUUCCUUGUCCUGUUCCCGUUUCUUUCUUCUCGUCUCAGAGGAGGCGAGUCUGUGCUCAUGGCGCCUGCUCUGUGGUGCAGGCACAGCGCAGGGCUUUCCCUCACAGAGGGAGACCAGCCAGUAGAUGAGGAGACAGGACAGCAGCGGGCAUCUGCUCAGCAGGCUCCUGACUGGCAGAGGCAGUUACACUGCUUCCUUGACGUUGUAGCUCGGAACCCCAUCACGAGGGGAGCUAAGACCGACGCUCUUCCAAGUCAGAAUUGAGCUUCUAUCUGAAAGACCUUGUCAUCGCACAGCUAAUCUAAGUUAACUUUUCUGGUUGCUAGUGUUUUUAUUCCCUUGCUUUGUUGUUCCUAUGAAAAUAUUUUCUGUUAUGAAACUGACUAUAAAGUGGUGAUCUUUCCAUGUGUGGGCCUGGAAUUUGCACGUGGUCGCUGGUGAGUGCUGUCUGUGGAAAUGCCCUCAAGUAGCUGGCUGCAGAGGUCAGGGUGCGUUAGUAGAAAGCUGCACUCACUGUAUAGAGUUUAGUUAGCUGUCUUCUCCUUUGAGUACAGUUUUACCCACAGUCAGAAACCUGCCUCACCCCUCACCAGCUCCUGGUUUCCCGAUGGUCGCCACCCUGGAGCCGUUCUCCUCUUACUGUCUCUAGACUGCGUAGGAUAUCUUCUGUCAGAGAGAGGUGCUUGAAUUUCUUUUUCAUGUUGAUCUUAAGAGUAAUAUUAAAAAGUUUUCAAUAUUG